CGUUAACAGUGAUAUGUAAAUAAUAUAACAAUAAAAUGCGACUUCCGUGAACGCCAAUUACCAAAAAUUUGAGUGAAAUUUUCUAAAUUUCUCUUGUUCAUAUCUUAAUAAGACAGCAAAAACGUUUAAAAACGCUACUAGAGCAGCGACCAGUGCAAUGCCACUGGCUGAUUUGAAUAAAGACUUACGGCAGCUGGGUGUAACCAGUAACAAUAGCGCCCACAAUAAUAAUGGCACGCAGCGUAUGCAGAUUACUUCGUCUGGAUGUAGCAGCUUGGCUGUUACUCCAAUGGAACAUACGCCCACUGAUGAAGAGGGUGGCGUUACGACGGUGACGUCAUCGCAGCGCAGACAGCAACAGCAUCACCAACAACAAAAACUGCAGCAAGUGCAGCAAACAGCACUGCAGGCAGCGCUAGAGCAGCAUCACAUAUCGCCAACACCAGGUGACUCCUCAGAACUAAUGGAGUUAAGUGAUUCAGAAGGUUAUACAUGUGCUGUUGGCGAUGCAAAUUUAAGAGAAAAUGAGUUUGAGUUGCGAGAAGUCGUUAAGGAAGGUCACGACAAGGCCGACCCUUCACAGUUUGAAUUGUUACGUGUACUCGGUGAAGGUAGUUUUGGCAAAGUUUUCCUUGUGCGCAAAAUUGUUGGUAAAGAUGCGGGCACAUUGUACGCCAUGAAAGUUCUGAAAAAAGCAACCUUGAAGGUCAAGGACCGAGUACGUAGCACAAACGAGCGUAAAAUUUUAGCGGAUGUAGGUCACGCUUUCAUAGUAAAGUUACAUUAUGCCUUUCAAACUCCUGGCAAAUUGUAUCUGAUAUUAGAUUUCCUACGUGGAGGCGAUCUAUUCACACGUCUCUCUAAGGAAGUUAUGUUCACCGAGGAAGACGUCAAAUUCUAUUUAGCUGAACUCGCGCUCGCCCUGAAUCAUCUACAUACCUUGGGAAUUAUAUACAGAGAUUUGAAACCUGAAAAUAUACUACUAGAUGAGCAUGGUCACAUAGCGUUAACAGAUUUUGGACUUUCUAAGCAACCACUCGACGGUUCCAAAACGUAUAGUUUUUGUGGGACAGUAGAGUAUAUGGCACCUGAAAUAGUUAAUCGUAAAGGACAUGACUUUGCUGCAGAUUGGUGGUCUUUUGGCGUAGUUAUGUAUGAAAUGUUAACAGGUAACCUACCGUUUCAUGGCCAGACCAGGCAAGAAACAAUGAAUCAGAUAUUACGCUCCAAGUUGGGUAUGCCCGAAAAUCUGUCACCAGAAGCACAAUCAUUAUUGCGUGCACUUUUUAAACGCAAUCCACAGAAUCGGCUUGGUGCUGGUGAACAGGGUAUCUUGGAUAUAAAGGCACAUUGUUUUUUUGAUACAAUUGAUUGGUUGGGUUUGGAACGUAAGGAUGUGCGGCCGCCAUUCAUACCAGCAGUUUCGAGGGACGAUGCAUUUUAUUUCGAUGUUGAGUACACUUCUAAAUCGCCACGUGAUUCACCUGGUGGCCCAAUAUCUGCAUCGGCACAUGAAAUAUUUCGUGGUUUCAGUUUUGUGGCACCAGUUUUGCUGGAUCAAACAUUGUCACCAAAUAAUUCAAGUGCCCACUCGCCUAUAUUACCUAUAGCGCAUACGCCACGCAGUUUACCAGGUGUGUUGCCUGGUAGCUUUCAUGCAGAUUACAAUCUACUGCAGGAACUGGGGCGUGGCACGUUUUCCGUUUGCCGUUUAUGUGAGAAUCGUUCAACGAAGAAGCAUUUUGCUGUGAAAAUUAUUGAAAAAGCAGCAGUAGUCGCAUGCUCCGCUUCGGCGGAUUGUUGGGAAGAAGUUGAGAUAUUGUUACGCUAUGGCAAUCAUCCGAAUAUUGUGACUUUGUUCUCUGUGUACGAGGACACAACGUCAGCUUAUUUGGUUAUGGAACUGUUGAAGGGAGGUGAACUCUUGGAUCGGAUUUUGGCUGUGGGACAAAUGUGUGAGAGUGAGGCGAGUGCUGUGUUGCGUACUGUGGUUUCCGCUGUGGCUUACUUGCAUGAACAUGGGGUUGUGCAUAGAGAUUUAAAACCUUCAAAUAUGAUAUAUGCUAGUAUGAGACAGACUCCAGAAACUUUAAAGUUAUGUGAUUUAGG
Molecule: messenger RNA, 2109 nt
Organism: Teleopsis dalmanni
Lineage: Eukaryota; Metazoa; Arthropoda; Insecta; Diptera; Diopsidae
Product: ribosomal protein S6 kinase 2 beta-like
Biological process (GO): intracellular signal transduction; protein phosphorylation
Molecular function (GO): magnesium ion binding; ribosomal protein S6 kinase activity; ATP binding
Source: RefSeq, a predicted model, not a curated record